GCGUCCAACUGUUCACAUCGCAAUCUCUCUCUCGCCCUGUUUUGUGUGUGUGUGUGUGUAUGUGUGUGUGUAUUGCUACAACAACUACCAUAUUCUUAAACUCUUCUUGUUAUACUUGUAGUGCGUGUGUGCAUCAUUGGCUUUCGUGAUUUAAAAAGGAAGAAAAGUGACGAGAAGCGAUUAAAAACUGUGUGUGACGACACAAUCCAUUGGAUCUCUGUGCUAACACAUUUCGCCCUCAAAAAAAAAAGAACGAAUUCAAGGAGAGAGAAUAAAAACACAUUUCCAGUUAUCCUUAUUUCCAUGUUGUGUCGUCAUAUCAUCUGCCUGCAGUGUGUGUCGUCGUCGUGUGUGUGGUCGCUCUCAUGAAUCUCAGGAUAUAUGGCGCCGUUGCGUCUCAUCAGCCUCCACCUGCUCUUGGCGAGUUGGUGGAUGAUUGCCUCUCUCAUCAAUGCAGCCGAUUUCUAUGACGCAACAGCAGACCCUGGUGGAACGACGUUGGGUUUUAGUCACGAGCCGGACGAUGUGGUCGUGGCGCGCGGUCAGAGCGCCCGGCUCGAUUGUCUAGUCCGUCUACCUCCUCUUCCUGCUGUCGACGAACGCAACGGCACAAGUCAUUUAGACGAACCUAUUGCCUUUGACAUUCAUUGGUUCCAGGAUGGAAUACCCAUCGUUUUACCUGAUUCUAGACGACAUCUUUUAGCCAAUGGAUCUCUUUAUUUCGACAAGGUGUUGCAUAAACGAUCUGGUCGAUCGAGUUCGGAUGAAGGGAUUUAUAACUGCCUGGCGCAGCAAAGACAAACAUCAAGCAGCUCUUCAUCUGCAGGAGCUUUCGUUUCGCGAAAUGUUUCCGUACGAGUUGCAGUUUUGGCGAGGGAAUUCACGACGUGGCCAAAUGACGCAACAGCAGAAAUGGGCGAUCCGGUGAGAUUUGCCUGUGAAAUUGAAUCGGUACCGGAAGCGGAAAUCACCUGGGAAAAGGAUGGCGUGCCCGUCGUCACUGUCACGCAGACCGAUAAUCAGGAAGAUGGCGACAAUGGAACCGACUCUUCCAUUCAUGCGCGAUUCGUGAAACUCGAAUCGGGCAAAGUCCUUCACAUUUACAACGUCCAAUCAGAAAACGUCGGCAAUUACAGAUGCGUCGCUCGGAAUGAAAUGGCCGACAAGGAGAGAAGGAGUCAAGCUGGCCGCUUGGUUGUUUCAUCGGAAGGUCCAAAUCGAUUAGCGCAAUUCAUUUCGCCGCCUCCGGCGAGUGACUUGUGGGUCGUCGAGGGAGGCAACGUGACGAUCGAAUGCCUAGCGACGGGCAUAAACACGGCGGUCAAAUGGACCCUCAACUCGACGACGUCAUUACCAGCAACUGGGCCCGGUUAUUUAGCGUUGACGGACAUCCAUCCGAAUAUGGCCGGCCAUUACAGUUGCGUGGCAAUUACGGCAGGCAGCAACGUUGCCAGCGCGUCAAUGACCCAGUCGACAGUUGUCCACGUUGCCACCGUGCCGCAGUUUGUCCGGCUGCCCAAAUCGCAAGUCUUUCCCACCGCCAAAACGGUCCGUUUCGAAUGCGAAGUCACCGGAAUUCCGUCACCCGAAAUCCGAUGGUUCAAGGAUGGGCGGAUCGUUCCGAUUGGCGGCCGAAUCAAAAACCGGAUACGCAAUGGCGGGGCAUUUUCCGAACUGGUUUUAUCGAACACGGUGACGGGCGAUUCCGGUAUCUACCAGUGUCAGGCCAGCAAUCGAGCCGGCGUCGUGUCCGUUUCUGCCCGUCUUCUCGUCAACGUUUCGGAAGGCACUCGGCCCGAACCGCCUUCCAACCUGAAAGCGGUGGCGCUAACUCCGACGGUGGUCAUGUUGACGUGGGACCCGCCGCGCAACGUGCCCGUCGACGACGUCAAAGCCUACACGGUCCACUACAUGCCUCUGGCGUCGGCCGGCCAGCAGACGUCCAACAACGAGGAGCUGCAAGAGGUGGCCACGACGUCGAGCCACCGGGUCGAGAAUCUCAAACGCAACGCCAAUUAUUCGUUUUACGUGCGUGCGUACGUCCGCAAAUCGGCGUCGGAUCCAUCGGACAAGCUCAUUUUUAAUCCGGCCUUGUUGAUCCAGUCGAAAGAUCAAGCGGAAUCGUCGUUACCGUCGUCGUCGUCGUCGUCGUCUCUACCUCGUCCCACGCCCAGGACUUUACCUUCGCCCACGGCGCCCAACGUGACGCUCCUGCCGCUGACGCCCAAUACGUUGAAAGUCACGUGGCGUCGGUUCAGCUCUUCCGCCUCCUCAUCUUCCGUCUCGUUUUACAAGAUCCAGUACCGACGUCAUCGGGCCAAGGAGUUUGACAUUGAAGUCGUCAAGGGAGACAUUCACGAGUACACCAUCACUGGAUUACAUCCAGGCCGGAAGUAUGACGUCCGUGUUUUGCCCGGCAGCAUGAAUGGGGCCGGAUCCGGGCAGUGGUACACUGUCGAAAUGCCCAGAGUGAUGGCCGAUGCCGGAAGUGGGCCAACCUCGCCGCAGUCACUUCCGUCGGCCGUCAUGGAACUCGCGACGGCCAAUUCCACGUCCGUUUUCGUGACGUGGCACAAUGUGGGCGUCGCCGGUCGCCGGCCAAACAUUCACUUGACUUAUAGGAUUCAAGGCAGCAGAGAAACCAGCCCAGUUGUCGUCCUCCCGACGGCUUCCGGUUCGCGAUGGAUCACCGGUCUCAAACCUGGGUCCAUCUACGAAUUUCAAUUGAUCAAUAACGACGGUGACGAGGAUGGCCCGUCGACUGUGACCACCACCAUCCGGACGUUGUGGGACGCUGGAUCCGAGCACGAAGAGGAAGACACGGAUUCGGAACCGAUGCCCGUCCGGAUGGAGGCCAAAGUCGUGUCCAGCGACGCCAUCCAAUUGUCUUGGUACGUGCUGCCACCGGAGAGCGCGGCCAACGUUCUUUACUACACCGUCCGCUACGUGGCCAUUCCGGCGGAAUCGACUCACGGUCCCGUGCUGACCCAGUUCGUGCGCACCACCGCCAACCAGUUCCAGCUGACCAACUUGACAGCGUUCACUCUGUACCGCAUCAGCAUCCGCUCGCACGACCGUCACGGACGUUCCAGCACGUACAGCAGUCCGGCCACGGAUGCCCGGACGAUGGCCGAUGUGCCAGGUCCGCCGCUGGAUCUUUCCUUUUCCAUCGAUUCGAGUGCCGGAACAACAAUGACGGGCCAAUUGUUCUGGAAGGCUCCCUACCCCGUCAAGGGCAACAUCCUCGGCUACGCCAUUUUGAUUUCAACCGAUCCGGAAGCGCCGAUGGACGCUUGGACGAGGAAAGAAGAGCCCGGAGUUUGGCUGAGGAGUCAACUUCGAGCGCUCGUUCCUGGAACGGUGUAUCACGUGCGCAUGCAGGCCCGCACGUCGGCCGGUUGGGGUCCCCUCACGCCAGCCCUGGCGUGCCCUUUCCUGCCCGCCGAAGGGACGGGCAGCAUCAGCUCUGUGACGGACGAGAAAUCGAACGACACGGCCGUCCGUUUCAGCGAGCAAUACCUGGGCGCGUUCAUCGGCCUGGCCGUCAGCAUCGGAUUGGCCAUCGCCUGUUCGGUGAGCAUGUUAUUGCGAGCGCGUUGCAUCAAACGCAUGUCCCCGACAACGGAACGCCAUCCGUCCCAACUGGCCGCUUCGCAAGUGCAACAGAUUCCAUCGGCGGACGCGGUGAGCGUCAACGGACUGGCCAACGGCCGUUUGCAGCAGCAACGCCACAAAAAGGACGCUGUGAGGCGCAACGGUUCGUUGAGGAACAGCCGCGAGCGAUCGGCCGACGCGACCGUCUUGGAAAUGGACACGUUCGUGCCCAUGUUGGCCACCAUUCCGCUGGAAGACGCGCCUUCUCAUUUGGAUACGAAAGGAGGUUAUCCGUCAGGAUCUCGUUCCAGUAUAGCCGGAAGGAUAGUGACCCCUGCAACGACGUCCGUCAGUCGGAAGGAAGAGAACGAGGACGAAGAGGAGGACGAGGAUCGCAGCGAACUGCCGCUGUUGUCGCUGUCUUGCGUCGGUCAUCCGGCCGGAUUCGACGGGACCAUCUUGUCGCAAGCGACCGAGACGACGUGUUUGAGUUUGGACUAUUCGAGCCGUCGGGCUAAAGGUCAGGGUUCGUUACACAGUCAGGAGGAGGACGGUGACAGUUCGUUGCACAGUUUGGACAGUCGAACGACGAGCAGCAGCCAGCGCCAUCAUCGGAGCAGUAGUGAAGCAAUUAGUUGUACUAGUGAUGACAGUAGUCGAUCCUUGCGGCAGGAUCAACAAGAUACGGGUAUGUGUCACGCUGAUCACCACCAGAUGAUGAACGACUCAGGAUUAGUAGUGGUCACCAGUGCUGCGUUCAGUUCCAAUAGCAACAACAAUCGGAGCCAAACGACGACGACGACGCCAAAGGGGACAGCAGACCAAGAACAACAGCUGGUCAUUUCAACCUGAAUAUAAUAACAUUUAAAUAUUCAUUCUCUUUCCUUAAUCAUUUUGUUUUCCAGCCCGUAUCCUUGCCCUCCCACCAUUUUCUCUCCAACUUUUUUCUCUCUCUUCUCAGCCUCCCAGGAACAACAGUACGGGUAUACCUGUCCAAGACGGCCAUCUUCUUCCCUUCCUUCUUCUUUUUUUCCAUGGAUAAUAAGGACAAAAAACGUGUGGACAAGACGCGUCAAUAGAAUUAUUAUUUGCAUCUUCUUCUUCAUUAUCCCCAGUUGAAAAAAAUAUCAAAUACGUAUUUGAAAAUUUAAGCAUUUAACGCCUCUUUUGUAAUUUAUAACAAAACGCUUUUCUCCUUGGAAAAAAAUAUUUUUUUUUUCUUUCUACCCCCAUCCCGGUGAUGAAUUUUUUUUUUUUGUUUUCUUACUACCACAAAAAAGAAAAAAAAAAUUGUUCGUCGGGUUAAUGUGUCUGUCAUAAAAUGAAAAUCCUUUUGUGUCCCUUUAAUUCCCCCAUUUUAUUUGUUUUUAUAUCGUAGCGAGUCACACAUUUUGUUGUUGUCCAAUCCACCAACAGAACCUCCACCACACGAAGAAAAGAAAAUCCGCGCUCAAAAUGCUCAAAGCAUUUCUCAGGACUCUACUACCCUACUAUUCUCCAUUUACUUUAUAUAUAUAUAUAUAUAUUUAUAUAUAUAUAUAUAUAAAUUUACGACAAUUGUAAAUAUGAUCUUCUUUACAGAAAAAAUCUACCAGCUCCCCCGAAAACAUUGAAACAAUUUGUUUCCCCCCCUGACUGGUACAAAUUUUUUUCUUCUAAAUUAAAAAACGAAAAAAAAAAAAUUUCACCCUUACUCCCAAACCCACACACUACAGACACACACACAGAUCUACCUCGUUGUUGAUUUGUUUCUCUCUUUACCCAUUGAUUCAGUUCCAAUCCGUCAGAUUUGUUAUAUAUUAUUCUGCUACCGCCGCUCUGUCUACCUCGAUUAUCUUUGUGUCUUUCCGCCCACCACAGCCACCCCCACUGAUUUUUCACUUCUUUUUUCUGUACAAACACACACACACACACACACCUCCCUGACGUUUUUUUUUUUUAGUUCUCCAGUUAUUCAUGACGAUGUUCAGGGAUCGCCAUUCCGACGUUGCCCGUUCAAAAACGAAGAAAAAGAAAAGCUCAAAAGAUUUUUUUUCCUCCUUAAUUGGUUUAAUUUUUACACACAGCCCUUCCUCAUCCCUUUUUUGCAACCUCCUACAACUCCAUUUAUUGACAAUACCUCCGGCCUCUCUGUAAAACACGAAACAAACUCGCUCAAUAGAACUUUGUAAUUAUUCCGACCCCACACACACACACAAUUACCUUUGCUGAAAAAAACAAACAAAACAAGUUCCUUCUGGUUGCUAAGGGCUCUUUUUUUUUUUUUUUUUUUUUUUUUGCGUGUACUGUACACCUUCGACUCUUACUCAGGUGAAAACGACACGAGGAA
Daphnia carinata is the source of this 5923-nucleotide messenger RNA. Its product is annotated as protogenin-like. Gene Ontology annotation, biological process: cell-cell adhesion; axon guidance. The transcript is spliced from 6 exons. The coding region runs from base 382 to 4446 and encodes 1354 amino acids. The record is from RefSeq and is a predicted model, not a curated record. Lineage: Eukaryota; Metazoa; Arthropoda; Branchiopoda; Diplostraca; Daphniidae. Gene Ontology annotation, molecular function: protein binding. Gene Ontology annotation, cellular component: plasma membrane; axon.